GUUUCCUUUUUUUCCUUCUGCAGUUCUUCAACAAACGAAAAACCUAUUUUGCCCAUGACCCGUUGCAGCAGUGUGUUGUUGGAGACAUUGUUCUUCUGAAAGCUUUGCCUGAGCGAAGGACCAAACACGUGAAACACGAACUGGCUGAAAUAGUUUUCAAGGUUGGAAAUGUCAUAGAUCCAAUAACAGGAAAGCCGUGUGCGGGAACCAGAUUCCUUGAAAAUCUGUCAGAUUCGGAAAAUCUGACAGAGGCAGAUACCACCUACCUAAGUGAAAAACUUCAGGAACUUAAAGUUUGCUCCACAGACAAAUAGUGGGGAAAAUAUUUAAACGGAGGGCUUUACAGCUUGUCCCUGUCAGGGAUGUUUGGGGCCCUGCUGUUUUAUGUUUCAGUGAAAUCUGUAGUCAAAAUAAAGAGUAAACAUAGUUGCUUAUAAGAUCAGAUGUUAUGGAUUGAUAGGCGCCUCAAAUCUUUAAAUGAAAAUACGGAGAAAA
Mesitornis unicolor (brown roatelo) is the source of this 495-nucleotide messenger RNA. RefSeq names its product mitochondrial ribosomal protein S17 (gene MRPS17). The annotation marks the transcript as partial. Gene Ontology annotation, cellular component: mitochondrial small ribosomal subunit. Gene Ontology annotation, molecular function: structural constituent of ribosome. The transcript has a single exon. Gene Ontology annotation, biological process: mitochondrial translation. The record is from RefSeq and is a predicted model, not a curated record. NCBI's taxonomy places the organism in Eukaryota, Metazoa, Chordata, Aves, Mesitornithiformes, Mesitornithidae.